This is a messenger RNA of Chelonia mydas (Green sea turtle), 979 nucleotides long. It is a transcript of the gene FKBP2, whose product is annotated as FKBP prolyl isomerase 2. The coding region runs from base 130 to 825 and encodes 231 amino acids. Gene Ontology annotation, biological process: protein peptidyl-prolyl isomerization. NCBI's taxonomy places the organism in Eukaryota, Metazoa, Chordata, Testudines, Cheloniidae. The record is from RefSeq and is a predicted model, not a curated record. The transcript is spliced from 7 exons. Gene Ontology annotation, molecular function: peptidyl-prolyl cis-trans isomerase activity.
CCUGAGGGGUGAACCCCGUCCAUAGCAGAAAGGACCCGCCCCCCAUGGACGCCAUUUUGCGCCGCCAGCAGCCAGAUCGGAAAUGCGCUUGCCCCUGGUCACGUGACACGGAGCUGCGCUGUUCACGUGAUGAGGAAGAUGGCGGCUUCCGGCCCCGGCCAAUCAGGAAGUGGGAGCUGCCGGCGGCUGCGCAGAGGGGUUUGGAGCAGGGUCUGGCGAGGAGGCAUAUCAAGAGUUCCCCAGCGACUGAGGUGCCUCCCUGGGGUGCCCAGGACAGGUGGGCAUCGAGGGGAACCCGUGGUGGAAGAGGGGAGAGCCCCACAGAUCCUGACCAAGUGUGGAUCCCGAGGGAGAAGCCAGUUCCUGCAGGGGGACCUGGGGACAUCUGGGUGCACAAGGAUGCAGAUGAGCCAGGCCACAGCGCUGCUCACACUCUGCCUGUCGGCACUUUGCCAGCCAGCAUUGGGCACUGAGGGCAAGAGAAAACUGCAGAUUGGUGUCAAGAAGCGGGUGGAGAACUGCCCCAUCAAAUCCCGCAAGGGAGAUGUGCUGCACAUGCAUUACACCGGCAAGCUAGAAGACGGGACCGAGUUUGACAGCAGCAUCCCACGUGACCAGCCCUUCAUCUUCUCACUGGGGACGGGCCAAGUCAUCAAAGGCUGGGACCAAGGCCUGCUUGGGAUGUGCGAGGGUGAGAAGAGGAAACUGGUGAUUCCCUCCGAGCUGGGCUACGGGGACCGAGGGGCUCCACCCAAGAUCCCAGGUGGUGCAACACUGAUCUUCGAGGUGGAGCUGCUGAAGAUUGAGCGGCGACCGGAGCUGUAGGCAGGCGGCAUUGGCUGUGGGCGGGUGGGGAAGAGGUCUGGGGGGCCUGGGCUUGGUGGGGGGAAGGAUGGUGUGUGCGCGCACAGUCACACGGGGGAGCAGAGGGGUGUUCAAAAGAAAUCCUGGAAGAUCAAAAAUAAAAGCACAGACUGGA